Messenger RNA from Vitis riparia (riverbank grape), 1986 nucleotides. Its product is annotated as probable 26S proteasome non-ATPase regulatory subunit 3. The record is from RefSeq and is a predicted model, not a curated record. Gene Ontology annotation, biological process: regulation of protein catabolic process; ubiquitin-dependent protein catabolic process. Gene Ontology annotation, cellular component: proteasome regulatory particle, lid subcomplex; proteasome complex. Gene Ontology annotation, molecular function: enzyme regulator activity. The transcript has 10 exons. The coding region runs from base 201 to 1664 and encodes 487 amino acids. NCBI's taxonomy places the organism in Eukaryota, Viridiplantae, Streptophyta, Magnoliopsida, Vitales, Vitaceae.
AGAGGAAAACCCAAAGCGUUUGCUUUUAACUCGGCUCAGUUGAAAAGAAGCGAACCGUAGAGAACCCAAAAAAUCUAGGGUUUCUCUGAUCUCAAUCAACGAAUCUGAGUGCAAGAAACUGGCUGAAACCCUAGUUUCUUCAUCAGAUCAACGCUAAUUUUGGUCAAUUUAUUUGGAAAUUCAAGGAGCAAUUUUGGAAGAUGACUCAAGAUGUGGAAAUGAAAGAGCUUCCAGCUCCUUCAAAUUCUGUUACUUCUACUACUCCUUCAACACUGCAGCAUUUGAAGGAGAUAGCGUCGCUCAUCGAGAGCAGCGCGUAUGCUCGUGAGGUUCGCCGCAUUGUGCGCGCCAUUCGGCUUACCAUGAUAUUGAGGCGGAAGCUGAAGGCGACUGUGCUCUCUGGAUUCCUAAAUUAUGCCCUUAACCCGGGAUCGGAGGUGCACACCCGGUUGUCCUCGUAUCUCCCCAAGGAAGAUGAACAUGACAUGGAAGUUGAUACUGCAACAUCUGCAACUCAAACUCCUGCAAAACACCCCUUGCCAGAACUUGAGAUUUACUGCUACUUGCUAGUUCUGAUUUUUCUGAUUGAUCAGAAGAAAUACAAAGAGGCUAAAGCUUGUUCCGCAGCAAGCAUCACACGGCUGAAGAAUCUGAAUCGGAGAACCAUUGAUGUUCUGGCAUCCAGGCUUUAUUCUUAUUACUCUCUUAGCUAUGAACUCACGGGUGAUCUUGCUGAGAUUCGAGGUAACCUCCUUGCCUUGCAUCGGAUUGCAACAUUGCGCCAUGAUGAGCUGGGUCAGGAAACACUUCUAAACCUGCUUCUGCGUAAUUACCUCCAUUACAACUUGUAUGAUCAGGCUGAGAAACUGAGGUCAAAGGCACCUCGUUUUGAAGCUCAUUCAAAUCAGCAGUUUUGUCGCUACCUCUUCUACCUAGGAAAGAUUAGGACAAUUCAGUUGGAGUACACAGAUGCAAAAGAGUCCCUCCUGCAAGCUGCUCGGAAAGCUCCUGUUUCAGCCCUUGGUUUUCGAGUUCAAUGCAACAAGUGGGCUGUGAUAGUCCGCCUCCUGCUGGGCGAAAUCCCUGAAAGGACUGUUUUUAUGCAGAAGGGCAUGGAGAAGGCUUUGAGGCCCUACUUUGAGCUUACAAAUGCAGUGCGAAUUGGAGAUCUGGAGCUGUUCAAGUCUGUUGCUGAGAAGUUCUCAACUACUUUCAGUUCAGAUCGCACACACAAUUUGAUUGUUAGGCUGCGGCAUAAUGUCAUAAGGACUGGGCUACGCAAUAUCAGUAUCUCGUAUUCUCGAAUCUCACUGGCGGAUGUUGCCCAGAAGCUGAGAUUGGACUCUGCAAAUCCUAUUGCUGAUGCUGAGAGCAUUGUAGCCAAGGCAAUCCGAGAUGGUGCUAUUGACGCCACAUUGGAUCAUGCAAAUGGGUGGAUGGUAUCCAAGGAGACUGGGGACAUCUACUCCACCAACGAACCUCAAUUUGCAUUUAACUCAAGAAUUGCCUUUUGCCUUAACAUGCACAACGAUGCAGUGCGUGCACUUCGGUUUCCCCCUAAUUCCCACAAGGAGAAAGAAAGUGCUGAGAAGAGGAGAGAGAGACAACAGCAGGAGCAAGAGCUUGCAAAGCAUAUUGCUGAGGAGGACGACGAUGAGUUCUAAUGGAGUCCUUAAGGGCAAUGCACUUUAUGGUGGUGUGGCUUCCUUGGAAAUUCCUUAACAAGGGUGGAUGGCUAUCACCUUUUUUAGCUGUUGCUUUCAACUUUGUGAGUUACGUUGUUUUAGGCCUUCGUGCUAACUGUUUCUCUAUUCUGAAUUACAUCCUGGGUUGUCAUCUGGAUUCAGAUUUUCAUUCCAAACCCAAACACACCCACCCAUGCUUGAUGAUACAUUAUUUUUGGUACUGUUUCCGAUUUGAUUGGAUUGAUUGGAAGGACACAAUCUCAAACCUAAAUGGGUGAUGAUCCAUUAAAUUGAACCAUCA